UUUAAUUCCGUGGAAAAAAGCAAUACACCUGUUCUGUUGACCGUUUUGCGGACUGCAUCCCGCAAUCAGUAACAUUAACCACGACAAAACCAGCAUGGAUUCGGAGGAGAGACCCCGCACGCUGUCACAAUACAAAAGAUUUCGAACCAACGACGAGGGUCGGAAAACAUUUACCUCCAUUGAUCAGAUAAGAACCGAAGCAUCGAUCGAACGCAUCUACGACCGAUACGAACAGUUGGCGGCUCUCGAUCCGUCACUGCCCAAGCUGCACCGAGGGGACCAUGCGCGCUAUCUGCAGGUAUCGCUCGAGCGUUUGUCGACUGCGUACGAAAGUCUGGAUAGUAGUCGGCCCUGGAUGGUGUACUGGAUACUGAAUGCGGCCAGCAUACUGAACCUGCGCUUUUCCCACGAACUAAUGGACCGGGUGGUGGAUUUCCUUAUCAAAUGCCGGGGCAAAGACGGCGGAUUUGGUGGAGGACCCGGGCAGGAUCCACAUCUGGCCACCACGUAUGCCGCGAUAAAUUCACUCUGCAUAAUCGGCACGGAAAAAGCUUUAAAUGCGAUCGAAAGGCACACGCUGAAGCAAUUUAUGUGGGCCGUGCGGGAAAGUAAUGGCGCGUUCCGGAUGCACAUCGGGGGCGAGCUAGACGUACGGGGAGCGUAUUGUGCGAUUUCGUCGGCCAAGCUGUGUUCUUUCUCGCCGGAAGAAGAGCUCAAACUGUUCGAGGGAACGGCAAACUGGAUAGUGGAAUGUCAAACGUACGAGGGUGGUUUCGGUGGCGCUCCAGAUCUGGAAGCGCAUGGUGGUUAUUCGUUCUGUGCCGCUGCUGCCCUCAUGCUGCUUGGUGGUGAGAACCAGUGUGACCUCAACGCUCUACUACGGUGGACCAUGAAUCGUCAGAUGGCGUACGAAGGCGGUUUUCAGGGCCGCACCAACAAACUGGUGGACGGUUGUUAUUCUUUUUGGCAAGGAGCGUUGGUACCGAUCGUUCAGGGUCUUAUCGCACGGAAAGAGGGACAGCAGCGCAUCAUGGAUGUGAGUCUCUUCAAUCGCUAUGCGCUGCAGGAAUACAUACUUAUUUGCUGUCAAAGACCUAACGGAGGUCUUAUCGAUAAACCUGGCAAACCUGCGGAUCUAUACCACACUUGCUACACGCUCAGCGGGCUGGCCGUGGCACAGCACUGUGAAACGCAUAGCUUACCGUUGGUGUUGGGAGACGAAAGGAAUGAAGUGUUACCGACCCACCCGGUACACAAUAUACCGCCCAAGGCAGCGCUGGACGCUUACCGCUACUUUAUAGAGCUCGAUCAACCGGCAUCCGCUGCCGAACAACAAAGCAAUGGAAAAAGGGACGAAGUACCGAUGGAUGGUAGCUCCGGUAACGGUUCCGAGCGUCAAUCGUCAUCACAAAUGUCGGAAGAAAGCAGCAGUAACUACACGAGCAGCCGUGCAUCGGAAGAUUGAAUUGCUCACAGUGUUGUGAUCAAUCAGUUUAACCGCAACCGAGGCCAACCCUGGUCAGAUGAAACAGAUCCCUAGCUAAACACCAGUCGCGGUAGAGGAGCACCAACAGGCCAAACCCGAUGUCGAUAAAUAGACAAGUGGAGGAAAAGCUCUAAUGAACUCGUGUAUAGGAAUAAUAUUUAAAAAUUGGCUUAAGCUUGUUCAAUUUUCUAAUUGCUCUAUUUAAAACAAAUAAUAAAAAAAAGUUUGCCAAUAGUGCUUUACCUCUUGGAAGAUGUAUAAAGAUAAACAUUAUACACGCAGUCAACGACAGGGAGCACUUAGUAUUGGAUUGAAGGUCACAAUAUCUUAAGAAGCAAAGAUUCACAUCGUACAUUGUACCCAGACGUACAGCUAAAUGGGCGGGCCACACUAUCGACAUCAAAACUUUAACGCCCUUCUAAACAUCUAAACAUGACAUGAUCGCCAUUUGAGAAUGAGAAUUAGCCAAAGAGCUAGCUGAACUGUUUGGCCAAUC
Anopheles moucheti is the source of this 1982-nucleotide messenger RNA. RefSeq names its product protein farnesyltransferase subunit beta (gene Fntb). Gene Ontology annotation, cellular component: protein farnesyltransferase complex. The transcript has 3 exons. Gene Ontology annotation, biological process: protein farnesylation. Lineage: Eukaryota; Metazoa; Arthropoda; Insecta; Diptera; Culicidae. The record is from RefSeq and is a predicted model, not a curated record. The coding region runs from base 95 to 1465 and encodes 456 amino acids. Gene Ontology annotation, molecular function: protein farnesyltransferase activity.